GACAAAAUAUGGAAAGGAGAAAAAAAGAGACAAACUCCAUCUUCACCGUACAUUUAUUCACAUUUUCUCCUUUCUUUUCUGUUCUUUUCUUUGCUUCAUAUCUCAAACUCAGACACAACAGAAGAUUAAGAUUUAAGAUAUGCCAUCCCUCUCUAUCUUCCCAUCACUCCCAUCGCUUCAAAACCCUAACUUGGACCAUGCCCACUUCUACAAUCCCUUCAAAUUCGUCAUUCCCCGUUUAAAUUCAACGAUUCCUUCAUCAUAUGCACGCUGUCACCGUAGAAUCCACUGCAAAGCUUUGAGGGAUUCCGGCGAGGACAUUAAGGCGGUGUUCAAGUCCGAUAACGGCGGAGGCAGCGGGGGCGACGGCGACGGCGGGGGUGGGGGUGGGGGUGACCGGGAUGUGGAGAAGAAAGAAGGGUCUUCUGGGCCUUUGCCAGAGUGGUUGAAUUUCACUUCUGAUGAUGCAAAAACGGUUCUUGCUGCUCUGGCAAUAUCGCUUGCGUUUCGCACGUUCGUGGCUGAGCCUAGGUACAUUCCUUCGUUGUCAAUGUAUCCUACAUUUGAUGUUGGAGAUCGAAUUGUUGCUGAAAAGGUUUCAUACUAUUUUAGAAAACCUUGUGCAAGUGACAUAGUAAUAUUUAAAAGCCCUCCGGUCCUUCAAGAAGUUGGAUACACUGAUGAUGAUGUUUUUAUAAAACGUGUGGUGGCGAAGGAAGGUGAUAUCGUCGAGGUUCGUAAAGGGCAUCUUGUAGUUAAUGGGGUUGAGAGGAGUGAAGAGUACAUACUUGAACCACCUUCUUAUGAGAUGAAACCCACACGUGUGCCAGAGAACUACGUUUUUGUGAUGGGAGACAACCGCAAUAACAGUUAUGAUUCUCAUGUGUGGGGUCCCCUGCCAGCCAAGAAUAUCAUAGGUAGAUCAGUACUUCGAUAUUGGCCACCAAAUAGAAUUGCGGGCACAAUUUCUAAGGAAACAUGCCCUGUCGAAACAAAGCAGGAGACUACUCUAGCAUCCCAAUGACCUCUGUUCCCAUGUAGCCAAUUUUUGUGUUGUCCCAUUUACUAUUCAUUAUUAACUUUUGGAAAGAAAUAGGACUUUGUCUUAGUUGGAAAAACAUUUUUAAGCUCUCCUACUCUUGCUUGCAUGUGGUGAUCGCUUGUGUAAUCAUUCAAAAUUCUAAUGCAGACGUACCAAGAUCACACUUUCUGUAAAAAACAUAAUCCACCACACCCAUGCUUCUGCAUU
Messenger RNA from Abrus precatorius (Indian licorice), 1249 nucleotides. Its product is annotated as chloroplast processing peptidase. The transcript has 5 exons. The coding region runs from base 140 to 1024 and encodes 294 amino acids. Gene Ontology annotation, biological process: thylakoid membrane organization. Gene Ontology annotation, molecular function: serine-type endopeptidase activity. The record is from RefSeq and is a predicted model, not a curated record. Gene Ontology annotation, cellular component: chloroplast thylakoid membrane. Lineage: Eukaryota; Viridiplantae; Streptophyta; Magnoliopsida; Fabales; Fabaceae.